Striga hermonthica is the source of this 318-nucleotide messenger RNA. The record is from the annotation of a GenBank genome assembly. NCBI's taxonomy places the organism in Eukaryota, Viridiplantae, Streptophyta, Magnoliopsida, Lamiales, Orobanchaceae.
AUGGAAUAUUCAGCCCAUGGCUGCAUGGCAUCACAAGAACCUUCUUCUCACAGAACCCCUGGAUAUUUGGAAUCACAAAAGAACUAUAAUCAAGCCAACAGUGUACGUCAUUCUCACCUGUUUGACAAUAUCUUGGUACAGCCUACGUGGUCAAUGAAUUCUUUUCCCCAGGAUAUUCCGCGUAACUUUGGUGUGUCCACAUCAAAUCCUUCUGUGUGGAAUAACAACUUCACGGGAAACAUAACAGACGCGGAAAUGGACACAACUUCGGUGAACGUAGAUGAAUGGCUUAAGUUAUCUGACCAUGAUUCUCCAUAG